Messenger RNA from Mizuhopecten yessoensis (Yesso scallop), 1218 nucleotides. RefSeq names its product sulfotransferase 1C2-like. The transcript has 5 exons. The record is from RefSeq and is a predicted model, not a curated record. Gene Ontology annotation, biological process: sulfation. NCBI's taxonomy places the organism in Eukaryota, Metazoa, Mollusca, Bivalvia, Pectinida, Pectinidae. The coding region runs from base 1 to 891 and encodes 296 amino acids. Gene Ontology annotation, molecular function: sulfotransferase activity. Gene Ontology annotation, cellular component: cytoplasm.
AUGGAGGUCGUUAAUACUACAGACAAGGAAGGAAACAAGAUAAAAUACAAGAAAUACAAAGGAAGAUCAUUCCACAUGGAAACUGUCGGUAAUGUUGAGGAUCAGCUCCAAAUGGUGGAAACAUUCAAAGUCCGACCUGACGAUGUGUUUAUUUGCACCUUCCCUAAGUCAGGUACUCACUGGGUAACGAAUAUAGUUGUACCUUUGAUCACUGGGUCAAUAGGCGUUUACUCAGAAGACCGGUUAACCCUGGAGUUUCAUGACCUGAGCGCCGCCAAUGAGAUAGAAGAUCGUCGUCUUAUUGGCUCCCACCUCUCCUUCCCUUUCAUCCCAGCAGCUGUCAAAAGCGGAACGGGCAAAGUAAUAAACGUCCUCAGAAAUCCAAAGGAUACGUUUGUCUCCUUUUGGAAAUACUUCAGUACGAUGUUAAAUACUGGCUAUGAGGGAACAAUGGAUGGAUUUCUUCGUUUUUUCUUGUCCGACGAGUUUUACAUGUCUGCAUCGUGGUUUACCUAUAUAAAGGAGUGGACGGAUGGAAAAUCAAACAACCCUGACAUUCAAGUGCACACGGUGUGGUACGAGGAUCUCAAGGAGAACCUAUAUGACGAAAUCGUCAAAAUAUCAGCGUUUUUAGGCUCAAGUGUAGAUGAGAAAUUCCUACGCGAAGUAGAAAGCAGUGUCUCUUUUACACGUUUAAAGGCUGCACAUAACACAGAUGCCGGAAGCACAAGCCGAUGGAAAGAUUUAUGUGAAGAUGACCAUCUACCUAUUUACAGAAAGGGUGUGAUCGGAGACUGGAAAAAUGAGUUGACUGUGGCACAGAGUGAACUCAUUGACACUGCCAUUAAGGAGAGACUUGCUGGCUAUACAUUUAACCUGAAGUAUGAGUAGUGUUGUAUGGAACCCAAUACCAGCGGACACUGCGUUACCACUAUAACGAACACAUGGGAUGUCAACUCCACCUUCGGAACAUCAAUCAACAAGCAUUUUACUGACAUUCAACAGUAAUACCAAAUAUUAGAUAUCAAAUAUUUCACUGCUAUUGACAUGUAAUCGUAAUCAUCAAGCAAUGAUCAAAGCAGAUCAUUCGAUCCAUAUCAUACAGGAAGGAAUACUAUAAGGAAGAGGAAAUAAAGAAAAUUGUGAAUACUUAGUUUUCCUUAUAUCUAUUUCAUGCUUUUUGUGAAUUUGUCAUUUCUAUUAAAUUGCUUUAAUGAC